Messenger RNA from Drosophila obscura, 1587 nucleotides. Its product is annotated as zinc finger CCHC domain-containing protein 10. Lineage: Eukaryota; Metazoa; Arthropoda; Insecta; Diptera; Drosophilidae. Bases 303 to 902 code for a protein of 199 amino acids. The record is from RefSeq and is a predicted model, not a curated record. The transcript is spliced from 4 exons.
UAGUAAUCAAUUGCAGGCCCAACAGCCCAGACCACAUAGAGCAGCGCAGGCACAGGCAAAGGCAACGCACCGCACCGCACACCACAGGCAACGCAGGCAGCACUCUCGAUAAGCCACAAGACACUUUUUGUUUGUUGCAUCCAGCGGAUCCACGCAACUGUUGCCACCCAUUUUUUUUUUCGUGUUUAUUUGCUGUUUUGGAAGCCCAGGCCAGCGCAGCCCAGCCCGCAGGCAGUUGAUCAACGUCGCACAUCUCCAUAUAGAGAGACACAUACACAGACAUAGACAUAGACUCCAGAGCCAUGAGGCAGCCAAGCAGACAGCAAAUUCUGGCGCUGGCCCUUUGCAGCGCCGUCUGCCUGAUCAGCGCCGUACCCGUGCCCCAACCCCAACCCCAGCCCCAGCCAGCCGGCAACCAGGAACUGGAUGUGCUGCAGAUACCACUGGCCAAUGGCAAGGAAAUCGAUGUCUUGACAUUGGGCGCCAAAGAUCAAGAACAAUUGAUAGCCGAUCGCAAUAAAAGAACAAUUGGCUUGCUGCGCGAACUGUUUCCGGAUAUAACCAAGCAAAUCGAUGAGCAAGCGAACCGCAUCAUCUCCAAGCUGCUGCGCACCCUGGGACCCACGGUGCUACGAACGGCCAUCCAGGGCAACAGCGCCAAUGCGGCACGAACCAGCUUCGAUGCGGACUUCGACGACGACGAUGAUGAGAGCAGCAAGAGUGACAGCAGCCCCAGUAGCUCCAGCACCUCCAGCGACUCCAGUGGCACGCGGGUGACCAUCGAGCUGCCAACCUUUGAGCCCGACGAUGACAACGAGAUCGAUGCCGUGGACAAGAGCAGCAGCAGCAGCAGCAGCAGCAGCACCACCACCACCACCACUGAGUCGGCUGACACCCUGUAAAGUCACAGAGAAACAAAGAAACAAACAGAAAUGUGCGUUCCAUUUGCUACAACAACUGUGAGAUAACUCCAAAAGAAAUGGCACUUAAAUUGGUUUUUCUAUCUAUUAAAUUUUUCCGUGCAGCGACUAAAAGAAUAUCCCCAACACAACAACAACAACAACAACAACCACCACCACAAGCACAGGCACAACCACAUGUGUGACCAACAACAGCCCCAACAGAUCCAAACAAAUAUUAAAAUUAUGUUAAAUGGAAAUGAAAUGAAAUGAAAUUGGCAUUGCUUAACAACACGAAAUUGUUUUGAAAUUACUUUUACCAACACUGGUUUUCAGCACACCACACCCACACAUACCCACCCACUCACCACCAAGAAAGCACUCUCUGUCACUCUCUCUCUUCCUCUCUCUCUCUCUCUCUCUGACUGUACUAUAUCUGCCUGUCUCUCCACUGUCCACUCUCCUACCUUCACUCAGAACCUCUCUACCUAUACCUACAUCUAUAUCUCUCUCUCUCUCUCUGUCUCUGUGUCUCUCUGCAUAUCUGUACCUCUCCCUCAUGCGCACUCUCAUUCACUCGUCCCUAGGCUAGUAGGUGUUUUUUUACAAGAAUUAUAUUUUACAUUUAUGUUGUAUUAGUUGUGUAAGACAUUUUUUUAAAUACAUUUCCAAAUAUACCGAAUUAAUG